Staurois parvus is the source of this 567-nucleotide messenger RNA. NCBI's taxonomy places the organism in Eukaryota, Metazoa, Chordata, Amphibia, Anura, Ranidae. The record is from the annotation of a GenBank genome assembly.
AUGCUUCAGAUUUCAAAUAGACUGCUGCAGUCUAGGGCAUUUGGUGCUGCUGACUCUGAAAUCUUAUACACAAUUACAAGUGAACGCCCAAAAUAUGGUGAAGUUGUGCUUUUGUCCCCAAUGUCUGCUGAUGGACCAGCAGACAGCUGGCAACGUUUGCCUGAUGGAAGAUUUGCCACACCAACCACUUCCUUCACACAAAAGAACAUCAAUGAGGGCCUGGUAUGGUAUCGGCACUCAGGGUCCCACUCACAAGGAAGAGACUCAUUCAGCUUCCAGAUUUCCAGUGCCACAACAACUCAGGCACCCCAGGAUAGGCACAUGUUUAAUAUUGGCAUUCUACCAAACCACCCUGGUGCACCACAGCUUUCUCCUGGAGCCUCCCUUCACAUGACUGCCCUUGAAGACCGCAUGACAGUGAUUGGAUCCCAUUAUCUUUCAUUUGUUGAUGCUGAGAGCCCAAGUGAAAAAAUAGUCUAUAAUGUAACUGUCCCUUUACAGUCACAUGAAGGUACCUUGGAGCACAAAGAGAGGCCACAAUUCCCUGUAAGGUACUUUACACAAGCU